AUGCCAGCCAGCUUCCUCACGCUACCCCGCGAGCUUCGCGACAAGAUAUACAAGCUAUGCUUGUUGAUCGAAGGACCUGUCCGCCCCCUUGGUGGUUCUGGUUAUGGAUGGGACCUCUCGCCCGGGCUCCUCAGGGUGAACAAGAUCAUCUACAAUGAAGCCAGAUUGUUCUUGUACCAGAAUCGCUUUGAUUUUACUAUGACGCUUGCAUUUUGCAUUUCCCGGUUCCUUGAGAAAAUUGGCCGCGAUAACGCAGACUGUAUCCGACAUAUCUAUGUCGGCUUUCCGAUUUUCUGCAACCUAGAAUUGGGGAAUAUCACCUUCAAGGAUCAAAAUGACGAUGAAAUCCUUCCGACCAUCCAGAACGGUUGCGCUAAUAUUACAACUCUCUCGACGUCCCGGUAUAUCACAUAUCCUAUACAUGAUCUGUUUAACUCCCUCGACGACCCGGAGAUCGUUGCAGAGGCAUUGGCGGUAAUCGAUACUCACUUCAGAGACUUCUUUCCAUCUCUGAAGGAUAUCAUUAUCGAGGUGUAUGAGAACGAGCCAAGCGAUUUUAUGAGAAAGCAAAUUGAGAACUAUGGAUGGAUCAUUGUUACGAAGGACCCUAUUAGAGAUUGGAAUUCUGAUGUGUCUCUCGAUGAAUGA
Pseudogymnoascus verrucosus is the source of this 648-nucleotide messenger RNA. RefSeq lists its product as uncharacterized. The record is from RefSeq and is a predicted model, not a curated record. Bases 1 to 648 code for a protein of 215 amino acids. The transcript has a single exon. Lineage: Eukaryota; Fungi; Ascomycota; Leotiomycetes; Thelebolales; Thelebolaceae.